CAAAGUCACAGAGAAACCCUCUCUUGAAAAAAAAAACCAAAAAAAAAAUAUUUGUUAUAGGGACUGGAGAGAUGCUUAGUGAGUAAGAAUGCCUGCUGCACAAUCAUGCAGAUGUGAGUUUGGAUCUCCAGAACAAGUGUAAAAAUCCUGACAUGCAGGGCAGCGGUGGCACAUGCAUUUAAUCCCAGCACUUGGGAGGCAGAGGCAGGUGGUUCUCUGUGAGUUCAAGGCCGGCCUGGUCUGCAAAGAGAGCUCCAGGACAGCUGUUACACAGAGAAACCCUGUCUUGAAAAAAAAUCCUGGCAUGGUCAGUCCUAUCUUUAACCCCAUCACCGAAGGGUUUGGACACAGACAAGUUUGCUGCAUCCCAGCAUAGCUCCGGGUUCAGUGAGAACCCUGUCUCAAUGGAAUAAUGCAGAAAGGAUACCCAAUGUUCUCUUGCUUUUCAUGCUUGUACACCUACCUACAUACAUACAUGUGUAUGGUAUACAAUACAUACACAUAUUCAUACAUAAAUGUUUCUUAUAAUUUUAUAUCAACUUUGAAUUGUAAUAAGUAAUUUAAAAUAUCUAAGAAGAAAUAAGUUUAAAAUUCUGUAGAAGCCAAUAUGUAGCUGACCACCUUGCCUGAGACCACAGGAUUAGAGGACUUGACCUGGAGGGGCUACAGAGCAGGUGACCUGUCCUGUCUUGCCUGGAAGUGAGGUGCUGUGCCCCUUCUCAACAGGCAGGAGCGAGCAGUAGUGCACCUGCCCUCCUGUUCACCCAGAUGCCCCAUGGACAGAUAGCCCCUGCAUAUGAACACUGUUUACAGUCCUCCAGGAGGCCUCCUGCGACUCAGGACAGUGUCCUGGGAAAGAAUUCGGGAUGAGGGAAGGGAGCAGAGGGCAGCACUCAGGAGUCUUCCCAGAGAGGGGCGACAGGGCAGAUAGAAGGUGGUUUGCUUUGGCUGUCCCUGUCGGAAGGAAAGAUGGAGGCAGCUGAGGAGGACAGGUAGGAGGAAGAAAGAGAGCAAGGGAGGGGCCCUGGGCAGGGAUGAGGCUCAGAGAAGAGGGAUCAGAAGGGCCAUGCUCCCAGGGUGCCAGGGUUGCCAGUGGGAUGGUCUCACCCUGCGCUGUCUGCUUCUUCAAGUGUUGCAUGGGCAUCUGUGUCAUCCAUCACCUGUCCCCUCCCCCUAACCCUGGUCUUGGAGAAGGCCCUGCUCAGUUUCAGGACACAACACAGGUUCCCAGAUCCCCUGUGGUCCCAGGAUGACAGUACUGUUGUAUCCAUAAAUCUAGUAUAGCACACUGGGCUGCCCACCCUUCAUUUCAGGACAGCCCUGAAGGGGAAAUGGAGUACAUAGGCGCAAUAGCCUCCGAGACCUAGGAAAGAGCAAAGCCAGGACGCUUCUUAGGGCCUUGCCCUGCAUCUCCCAUAGGGCUUAUCUCCUGAGGGCAAGUCCCCUUUGUGACGUUUCCAUAGGCGUGGGCGGGGCCUGGAGGCCUGGUCUGUUCUUGCUCUGCUCUCCAAGUCUUCUAAGUGUCCUGCCCUGCAGAAAAGACAGCACAGGGAACAGGCUGAGAUGGCUCUGAACCUCCUUCAGAAAAGCUCAGACAGGAGCCACCUACACUAAGUUUGCACAGCUUGUCUCUCAAGUCAACGGCCUGUGACCAGGGAGAGCACGGCACCUAUCUCUCCAGCAGGAUCCUACAUAGGGUCCUGCUCCAUAGCAUCUUGCAACGAUAGGACCCCACUUCCUUAGGGACCCACUCCCAUAGACCUUGCUCCCAUAGGGCCCUGCUGUCAAAGAAUGAGACUCCCCUCCCCUCUGCAUGGAAGGUCCUUUGAAAUACCCCAGUACUUCCUACCUGGGUUCCCUCUCCCCCUUACCAGCUCUGUGUUCUGCAAGUGAACAGUCAGUGCUUAUGCUACACUGGUUUUAGAACUUGGGGGUGUGCAGGGGGGCGGCUAUGGAGUUGCUUGGAGGCUGUCAGGCCAGAUCCAUGGGUAAAAAGCUGUGAAAGCUAAGGAUACCCUGACCCCUGCCUAGAACAAGUUGUUCUUUGGCAUGAAGGUCAGAUAGGGUAGACGUGGGCAGAUGUUUGAACCACUUGAGAGAAGGUUUUUGGAGUCACAAGACAGCCCCAGCUGGUCCCAGCUGGACCCAGCAGGCUUUCUUUUCCUUGGCUGGGGCCCAAGAGACCCUGGUAGGUGUUUAGGGUCUGAGGAGGGUCAGCCCUGCCCUCCCUCCACACCCACCUGGUCUGCCACGCUCCCAGGGAGGAGCAUUGGCCAGGUGCGUCAUGAAAAGACAGUUUCAGGGGGAGUGGUUUGUCCUUGGUUUGGCGGGCAACACCUACAGCAUUGAGCACCGGUCCUUGCUGAAUCCCUACAUCACCUCGUUUGAGCUAAAAAACAACAGUUAUUUCCAGGUGACCAACUCCAUGACUCGGGGCAAGCGUUGUGACACUUGGUCCUACACCCUGAUCCCAACAGCCAAGCCUGGGCAGUUCACUGUGGAAAACAAAGGGUCUGGGGCAGACAAAGAAGACGUACAGGUGAUCGAGACCGACUAUACCAAUUUCUCCCUGGUGCUGUCCCUCAGAAAAACGAGCAGCUACACCAUCACCAGAGUCAGCCUUCUGGGUAGAAACUGGAGGCUUACUCGUAAGAUUAUAGAAAGGUUCAUCUGCUUUGGCAAAGCCCAAAAGCUCACAAAGAAUAACUUCAUCUUCCCCGAUGUGACCGACUGGGUACCUGAACAGAAGCUCUGCUGAAGAACGGGAUGGUUCCUGCCAGCGCAGCCUCACCCUGCGUCUGCUCUCAGCACAAAUAAACACGCUGCCUGUGACUCCA
This is a messenger RNA of Mesocricetus auratus (golden hamster), 2837 nucleotides long. It is a transcript of the gene Lcn12, whose product is annotated as lipocalin 12. The record is from RefSeq and is a predicted model, not a curated record. The coding region runs from base 2285 to 2758 and encodes 157 amino acids. Gene Ontology annotation, molecular function: small molecule binding. The transcript is spliced from 6 exons. Lineage: Eukaryota; Metazoa; Chordata; Mammalia; Rodentia; Cricetidae.